GGAAAUGUUCAAAGCAUUUAAGAAAUGGCACGUGGAUGUUACGUCUGCCCACUCCAAAAAUAUACUCGGGCCACGGAAGAGACCGGCCCAGAAAGUAAAUCUAACAGGGACUCGGGACUGGCUCGUCUCUCGUCAUUUUUCACUUUCUAACCACACAGACAAAAACGGAGAGGAAAUUGUUGGUUUCUCCACCGACACAGACGGAUCAUUUGUUCGUCGCAGAAAGAUGAAGAGCCAAAGCAGUUAUGCACCUCCGUCUUAUAUUCCCUUGGGCCAAUCAGAUUCGGGAUCACCUGUUGUUUUACGCAAUGAAGACCCUCCCAAGCAGCAAAAUAAUGUCGAUGGGCCGAUACAAUGGUCUUCUGGAAUUUGCGCAUGUUGUGAUGAUACGCAGAGCUGUUGUAUAGGUUUAUUUUGUCCUUGCUAUCUGUUCGGAAAGAAUGCAGAGUUUCUGGGCUCUGGGACAUUAAUGGGCUCCUGCACGACUCAUUUUAUUCUGUGGGUACUUGUUAAUACCGUCUGCUGCUUAUUAACUGAUGGCCUUAUUUUGGGUAUACCGGGAUGCUUUGUUGCAUGUUAUGCUUGUGGCUACCGCAGGGCACUAAGAUCAAAAUAUAAUCUCCAGGAAGCACCGUGUGGAGACUUUAUUACUCAUUUUUUCUGCCAUCUGUGCGCAAUUUGUCAAGAGUACAGGGAGAUCCGUGAAAAGUCUGCUGAAUCUGGCCCUGGUGAUCUGAAUCUAGCCAUAGUUACAGCCCCAGCAGUCCAGACAAUGGAACCAGGGCUUGACAAGUAAAGUCAGUACUAGUACCCCUGCAGGUGCAGGAUCUGCAUCUGCUUUUGGUUAUACAAUGCUGUUCACACCGUUUAAUGGAUAUUGUUAGUGAAUCCCUGAAAACUAUAAUACUAUUAAUCUUUUAAACUUUGCUGUGUAUGAGGGUAGCUCUUAGCAGUAUCA
This is a messenger RNA of Rosa chinensis, 958 nucleotides long. RefSeq names its product protein PLANT CADMIUM RESISTANCE 10. The record is from RefSeq and is a predicted model, not a curated record. The transcript is spliced from 4 exons. Bases 5 to 796 code for a protein of 263 amino acids. NCBI's taxonomy places the organism in Eukaryota, Viridiplantae, Streptophyta, Magnoliopsida, Rosales, Rosaceae.